This is a messenger RNA of Fusarium redolens, 1534 nucleotides long. RefSeq lists its product as uncharacterized. The record is from RefSeq and is a predicted model, not a curated record. The transcript has 2 exons. Bases 451 to 1515 code for a protein of 354 amino acids. NCBI's taxonomy places the organism in Eukaryota, Fungi, Ascomycota, Sordariomycetes, Hypocreales, Nectriaceae.
CUGUUGCGUCUUGUAAUUGUAUUCACUUCUUCGGCUCUGCUUCACUUCUUCUACGCAGCUAGCUCCAACACACUCAUUAACAGUACCAACUUGGACCAACUGGUUUGGCUGCUGACACUCCUUAACAACCCAUUACCUUCUACACAACUAAACCGAUACUGGUUUUUCAUUCAACGCUUUGUAUAACAAAUCUGUUUCAUUCUACCUGAAACAGUUUCAACUUCUGAGGAUUUUCCAUUCCGGUGUCUGUAUUUUCGAGUUCAAUAUUCUCGCUGGCUUAAACAGCACACCCGGCAUUCGAACGAUAUCGCUCGCUUCGACCACACUUGGCCUGGCUUCUUUCUCAAGACCAGCUUAUACGACGACUUUCCACUCUUCGGAAAACGACGAUUCUUUUCAGCAACCCGAUUUUUACUUUACGAUACCCAUAGCGGAUUUCAAGGCAGUACAAUGAACAGCCGACCAAUGAGCUCAGGCAUGCCUCAACAUCAGAUGGCUCAGGCCCCUGCGCCUUAUAUCCCGUCACGAGAUUCCAUGGACCGCCACGACUACGGAAUUUCAAAGAACCGUAAGGCUUCGUCGACUGGCGGUGGACGUGCUUGGAGCGAUGAGGAGGAGUCAUAUCUCAUCCAAACUCGACUCCAGAAGAUGCCAUAUAAGUACAUUGCAGCCCAUCUCAAGAAGACAGAGUUGGCUUGCCGUCUCCACUAUCAUCAGCUCUCUCACGGUAGCAACCGACGCAACAAGCGUGCUGCCUCAGUCUCAUCGGGUGCCUCCAACGACAUCCCCCAGACUCACAACGUGAACGUUCCCAGCCCUGCACGAGAGACUGUCUCUCGCUCAGUCUCUCCUGGUGGAAGUGUACGAAGUUAUAGCCCCCCUCCCUGCAACGUCAACACUGCCAGCCACAUCCAGCUCCCCAGCAUCGUUGGACCUAGCGAUGUCACCCGUCUACCGUCCAUUCUCCCAAAGCCUUCUCGCAUGUCUCUCCCACCUCCCGUCACCAACCAGUCAUAUACGACGCCAGUGGAUGUCCCUGUUCAGAUGCCUCCCGCUGCUUUCCACCACCGCGCAGCUUCGCUUCAACGAACAACACCUCCUCUGCGUCUUGACUGCUCAGUUGUGCCUGCUCCUGGGCCCGUGCCUUCACCUCCUGCACACAACGCCUCGCAUGUCGAUCUUUCACGCCUUCAUUCCAUCUACUCAACCCACCGCGCGUCUUUCUGGACAACAAUCGCCAACGAGUAUGGUCCUUCAGUGUCUCCCACUGUUCUCGAACAGGCCUGGAAGACUGGCACCUGCUGCAGCCCUUCUUCGCUGACACCAAUCACCCCCAUCUCCAGUCCAGGCCAGGCUGAAAAGGAUGCGCAGAGCCACACCUACAACAAGGGACAGGACAAGACACGGAUCUCCUCGAUCCUUGGAAUUGACGCUGACCCACGAACCGCUCGCGAUCGGGAUAUCGUGAGACGGCUGGAAGAGGAGCGAUUCGGUAUGAUGCAAACCGCUCACUGAACAUGGACUCCUCGGGUUA